This is a messenger RNA of Spirodela intermedia, 4777 nucleotides long. Lineage: Eukaryota; Viridiplantae; Streptophyta; Magnoliopsida; Alismatales; Araceae. The record is from the annotation of a GenBank genome assembly.
AUGGAUUUGCAAGCGAGCGAGUUCGACAGGCUCCUCUUCUUCGAGCACGCCCGCAAGACCUCGGAGGCGCACUACGCCAGCAACCCACUCGAUGCGGACGUGAGUGCCGCCGCUAUACUCCCUGGACCCGGACUAUGAUUUGUUUACCUCUCGGCGUGCGACAUUCCGUUUUUCUUCUUUUACUUGGUCCGGUAUUUCUGAUAUGGUAUUUUCCAUUUUUCUACGUUGUUGUGAUCGUAUACAGAAUCUUACGAGAUGGGGAGGUGCCCUUCUCGAGUUAUCACAGUUUCAGAAUGGUCCAGAGUGUAUAAAGAUGUUGACGGGUAACUUGAUCUUCAUCUUCCUUGCUGUUUUUUUGUACUGGCUUUAUGGACGAGAGGUACCUGAAAAGCUUUUCUGCAAUUGCUCUGUAGCAUGUAACGGAUCUUCUUAAUGUUUUCUUUGAUUUAUUUUACUGUCGAUCUCUUGACAGAGGCUAUUUCGAGGUUGGAGGAGGCUUUAGAGGUUAACCCGAGAAAGCAUGACACCCUCUGGUGUUUGGGGAACGCUCACACUUCCAACGCCUUUCUCGCCGUAGAUCAGGAAAUGGCGAAGUCGUACUUCACGAAGGCAGUUGAAUGUUUCCAGAAAGCAGCGGAAGAGGUGAUUUGUCCUCUACUUAUCCAUUUAAGACAUUCUGAUACUGACAAUUGUUUUAUGAAUAAUGGAUCUCCCACAGGACCCUGGGAAUGAACUUUAUCUAAAAUCUUUGGAAGUCGCAGCAAAGGUAUUUUCAAGGGGGCCUUCAACUGCAAUUUUUUUUUUCCUUCUGUUGAUAUUUGCCAUUUACAUGCAUGCGUUUCCAUUUGCAUUUUUUUGUUCUCACUUGUUACUGAAAUAUACCGGUCAAGUAUCAAUGUCAUUGUCAAUUCUAACAAACAAUUGUUAUGUUCUAAUGGUUUUUUUUAAUUAACAUGUGUUAGACUGCAGCGGCUAAAUGAAUGCAUGUUAUGGCGUAAGAUUUUAUUCUCACGUGAAUACUGGCUUUUCCCAGCAGGACAGCCGAUAAAAUUGUAGUGUAUGGUCGCGAGUUUAUGAAGCCUCAUUCAUCCCUUACAGGAAAUAGAAUGCACACUUUUUGUCUUCUUUUUUUUUAAAAGCCUUUCUGGUCGCUUUCUCUUUGUCAUGAUGGGAGUUUUCUUUCUUGUACACGAAGAAUGUAUAUUCUUUGAAUUGCGUUAGAGUUACGUGGAAAACAUUCUACGUGUUCCCUUCUUUGCGAUUGGUUGGUCCCGUUUGUGGAGAAAUAGUAUAUUUAAAUAUAUAUUAUAUAUUAUAAUGACAAGAAAAUUUGAAAUGACCCUGGUCACCUUUAAUUUGCAGAAAUCAAGCCAAAUUAUGUCUUAUAUUUGUACUAGAAUAUUAUUAUAUCUUUUAUGCAGCCUUCUUGUGUGUGUUUUGGUUCUGUUUGAGAUAUUUUUCACUACCAGGUUUGCGGACACAGUACUAGUCAUCCUUGUUAUGAUGCUUCAGUACAAAAUAAAGGCUGUGAUUGGAGCAGAUAUAGAGUUUGAUGUAUUGCAUUCAUCUUAAUCCUAGUCAACAUUUGAAAUAAGCAAAUAUUCCCUAUUCAACGGUCCUUCUCAUUAUAUAUUCUAAUCAUGUAGUCAUUCAGCUUGUUGUUUUUGAUCUCAUGUAUGCUCGCAGAACACAUCAUUUUCCAGCUAGUUACAGCAUUUUCCAUGUGACUAGAACAUUUCAUGAAAUAAUCUCCCAUAUUUGAAAUGACAUAGGUGCCGAAACAUGACGUAAAUAUUGGGUUUUUGGUAUUCAGAGUUUGCCUUUGAUGCAGUCUACCUUGCUGAGCUGUGAUCCCUUUCUAAAUUUGGGUUCUGUUCUGUGGCCACCUCUAUAUGUUUGUCUGCUUAUGGUUUUUUUUGGUUGUAAAGUUUUCCCAGGCCCCUGACCUUCAUUUGGAGAUCCAAAGGCAAGCUAUCAGUCAACAAGCUGCCCCAGCAACACCCUCCACUUCAAAUACGAAUGUAAGCAUUUGCUUUACGAAGAUCUGCAUAUGCUUUCUGCUCCCAUAAUUUUUACUCAUCUGGCAUUUGCCUGUUAAGCAUUUCAAUCUUAUAUUAUGUUCAUUAUGUUGCAAAAUAUGUUCCACUUUGUAUAUGCUAUCAAUCUUAAUCGUGCUAUAAUGCCAUUGGUUUUUGUGGCCUUAAAUCGUAGCUUUGUUCACUUCUGAAGAUCAGGGGGCUUUCCAUGCAUUUAUAUGGGGACCAGCUGCGAUCCAGUUUGAACGCUAUAGGAAUCUUGCUCCCUGUAAUGGAAUGAUUUUGUUGUUCGCCCUCAUUUGUUGUUGUAAAUGAGGGACCGGCAAACCCAAUUCGUCAUAUGAGUUGUGGAUUAUAAGCUUCGCCUGGGUGGGGAGCAGGCAACAUUGCUGGAUUGUGUUCUGAAUGCCCAUCGAAACACAUGUUGGCAUGUUGUCAUUUUUAGACAUAUAGGUAUCACUUUUUUUUUUUUUUUUUUUCAUUCAGGUGAUCCACUUACUUUACUGGACUCUCUUUUUUCCAUAUCUCUUACGACCUGACUGGAUCAAUAAUGCCCCUCCUUUGUUUCUUUAUCUUAACAAUUGAUGCUUCUGCAUACUUUUGCUUUCUUUAGGUCGUUUUUCUUUUCCAAUCCAUAAUAUCAACUGCGGUGUGUAGGAUUGAUGACUGGGUUCCCUUAUUUUUCUGUCUAGGCUGGCUGGAUUUUCAAGUCAGUUGGAGUCUAGGAAAUAGAAUAAAUCCAAUAUUAUGAUGCCAUUAAAUAAAUGCUGGUUCCUGAGGACAUGACGGAAGGAGAUGAGUUACCAGUCAUGGGACCACUUUCCUCAACCGCUGUCAAGAGGGCCCAAUCUUAGCACUAAGAUUGCUAGUAUUCUAUCAUUUACCUGCACGCCCAUCACUCCAGCUGUUCAGCAACACGCUCUGUAUAAUUUCCAUUUCUCCUUUGUCAAUGUCUCCACAGCACCUUCACAUUGCUUCCCUCGCUAGGGUUGUCUUACAUUAUCAUCAUCGUUGUGGCUGCCAUUAUAGGGGAAGUAGACCAUUUGGAAAUAGACAUUACAGCACUAGUCGUAUAAUGAACUGCAGGAUAGGAUCUAAUCUAUUUUUUUGAAUAAGAUCAUAAAAAGCCCACUUGUUUAUGCUUGGUCUUCCUUUUUAGUAGAUAAAGCCCAAAAAAUAAAAUGAAAACAAUCCAAAGUGCCCAAGAAAUAUAUAUCCUCAUUCUCGCCUGGGGUUCGUAAAUUUAUUUAUUUCUUAAAUUUCAUUACUCCAUUUUGAAUGGAAAGAGACCCAUCUUUUGCGAGGAAAAUGUCCUUUUCUUCCAUUUGGCUCUAUGCUUUUUCACAAUGAGACUGCUUACCAGCUAUUCAUAAGAUCUGUGGAUAGGAAUAUAUUGGCAUUCCACAAAUUUUCUCAUUUUUCAUGCACAUUAAUAUUAGUUGAUUGUUUACAUUAUUCAUCCGGCAAUUGAUUGAUGGCUUCUUUUUGCUAUAAAGUUCAUGUUGGCACCACUCAAGGAUUUAUGCUGAAGAAAAAGUCUUGCAAUGAAACUAACCAUUCACCAAAGUCUUGUCACGUUUAGCGACUAAAGCUACUGAUGUUACCUAUCCAUCAUUUUGAACUAUGUUUCCCUUCGGUUAUGAAAGGUGCAAAAAUACUACCCUUAGAUGAAUGAUGGGAAAGUGUUAUUUCACAAACAACGCAAGCCAUUUUCAUAGAACCUCUGCCACACGAGAUAAACCAUGCUACCUAGGCAUCGUUUGUAUUCCAUUAAUGUUUAUGUGAAUUUUCCGUGUGUUUUCCGUGUCUUAGUGAAUUUUAUUAUUAACACUCCGCGUUAUGUUGGUAAUUACUAGGCACACAUUGAACUGCAAUAUCUUAGACUGGAUUUUUUUUAAAAAAUGAAAAUAUUUUAUUUUAAUCAUUGUAGAGCUUGGCCAACCGAGCUUCUCUGCGGUGUAGAAAUUUCAAUGUCUUGGAACUUAUUCAAAUCUGAGUGACAAAAAUCAUAUGAUAACUAGGCGCUCUUCUUUUAGAAUGAUCUCUUCAGGGAAAUUAGUUGUGUCGUUGGGUUGGGCCUGCUCCGAGUCUCCAUGACCUGCUUAAAACUCUACUCGGCCGAAAACUGUUGCCAUGUAUUCUUAACUGACCUGCUUGGAUUAACCUGGCCCUCCAUUCCCAUCCCUGUCCAUCUCCAUCCACUCACCUCCUUCUCCCCCGCUCCACUUCUCAAGUUGUCCUCUCUUUGCAUCACUUCCUCCUCUCAAGCCCCCAUCCACCCCACAACACGUCACAAAAGGAAAGAGCAUGGGGAACGCAAAUCGAAUUCAAUGAUUUGCGCCACUUGCCUACGCUCCCGCCCAGUAUUAAAACAGGCAUUUAGAGGAGAACAUUUGAUUUCUCUAAUAUUUUGGCCCAUCUGACUGGAACAGAAUAUUUUGGACCUCUUGGUAUGGAGGGAUUAAUCACCUCAGAAAUUGAUUGAAACGCCAAUCAAACACAGUAGCCCCUUCGGUCAAUUUCGCGCUGUCUUCUGACCCUAGUUUUGAGUGUUUUUUGCUAUUACUUACUGUCCGAAUGCUAAACAAGUUAUGAUCUGCUCACCUCAGGUGUCCAAGAAUAAGAAAAGCAGUGAUCUCAAGUAUGACAUAUGUGGAUGGAUAAUUCUAGCUGUUGGUAUCGUCGUCUGGGUGGGGAUGGCAAAAUCUCACCUUCCACCCCCGCCAGCGCCGCCAAGAUGA